AAAAAGCCAUUUUAAUUUCCUCUUAAUUUAUCAUAUCAACCUCCAAAAUCCAAAAAUGGGGAAUGGAUGUUACACAUCAAAUUUGUUAACAAUCAAGGUUAUAUUUCACGAUGGAACGACGAGGAUGGUGACCGGAAAAAAGCUAGCUGGAGAGAUAAUGUUUGAGUACCCCGAUUGCAUGGUAUGUCAUGCGGACUCAUUUUUCAUUGGUCAACCUAUUCCAUCGUUAGGUAUCGACGAUAAGCUAAGGAAUAGCGAUACGUACUUUGUUCUUCCACUUGAUUCCUUCACAAACAAAGUGCUUUCGGCUUCUUCUCUUGCUACCUUAGGUAAUAAUAAUAAUAAUAACAACAACAAAAGAGGUCAUGUUAACUUCAAGAACCCUGCUUUUGAAUAUAUAAAGGGAUCAAAUGGUAGAGUUUUGAUUAAAGUCGCACCGGAGUUUAUGAUCAAGUUACUCCAAAGAGGAAAUAAGGAGGAAGAGGGGGAUUGUGGAUCUAGUAGUUCAAGCCCUAAUUUUUUGUGUAGCACACCUGAGUUGAAGAAGCAUUACGAACAAUUGGUUGGACCAAAAGGGCAAAUAUGGUCACCUAAAUUAGAUACUAUUUCUGAAUAUAAGAUUAGGUAUUCACCUUGUAGAUUGAUUGGAUUGGAAUGGAGAGAGAAAGAAUAGUUUUUUUUUUUUGUUGUUAAAUUGUGAUAUAAUUAGACUCUUUUAUCCCCUUUGUUUUCCU
Solanum stenotomum is the source of this 734-nucleotide messenger RNA. RefSeq lists its product as uncharacterized. The record is from RefSeq and is a predicted model, not a curated record. Bases 56 to 673 code for a protein of 205 amino acids. NCBI's taxonomy places the organism in Eukaryota, Viridiplantae, Streptophyta, Magnoliopsida, Solanales, Solanaceae. The transcript has a single exon.